AUGUCUGCGGCAGCAGCGGCGGCAAACGGCGGGGAGGGGGAGGAGCUCCUCCUGCUCUCGGCCGUGGAGGCUGGCCGCGGUGGCGGCGCGCCCGCCGAGGCGGAGGAGUCGUGGCGGCUCAACUUCGAGGGAUUCCGACCGCCGGAGGUCCACCAGCAGAGGCCGCCGACCGCUCAAGGUCCUGAGGAUGUUGUUGCUGAGUACUACCAACAGCAAGUGGAGAUGCUGGAGGGUUUUAGUGAGAUGGACACACUUACAGAUCGUGGUUUCCUUCCUGGAAUGUCCAAGGAAGAACGAGAAAAGGUUGCCAGGAGUGAAACAUUAGCCAUACGGCUGUCUAACAUUGCAAAUAUGGUUCUCUUUGCUGCAAAAGUGUAUGCUUCAGUAAGGAGUGGCUCACUUGCUAUUAUGGCAUCAACUUUGGAUUCUCUUCUAGACUUGUUGUCAGGAUUUAUCUUGUGGUUUACUGCCUUUUCAAUGCAAACACCAAAUCCCUACAGAUACCCAAUUGGAAAAAAGCGUAUGCAGCCGCUGGGAAUACUUGUUUUUGCUUCUGUUAUGGCAACCCUUGGCCUUCAGAUAAUUCUAGAAUCAAUACGCUCAUUGGCGUCUGAUGGAGAUGAAUUCAGCUUAACAAGUGAUCAAGAAAAGUGGCUUGUGGACAUCAUGCUUUCCGUGACAUUGGUAAAACUUGCCCUGGUUAUAUAUUGCCGCUCAUUCACCAACGAAAUUGUCAAAGCAUAUGCACAGGAUCACUUUUUCGAUGUCAUCACAAAUGUAAUUGGCUUGGUUGCUGCACUACUUGCCAAUUAUAUUGAGGGCUGGAUCGACCCACUUGGUGCAAUCAUUCUGGCAAUCUACACGAUCAGAACAUGGUCGAUGACGGUGCUGGAGAACGUGCACUCCCUGGUGGGGCAGUCGGCCUCGCCGGAGUACCUCCAGAAGCUGACUUACCUGUGCUGGAACCACCACAAGGCCGUGCGGCAUAUCGACACAGUGCGCGCCUACACGUUUGGUUCCCACUACUUCGUGGAGGUGGACAUCGUGCUGCCGUCGAACAUGCCGCUGCGGGAGGCUCACGACAUCGGCGAGGCCCUGCAGGAGAAGCUGGAGCGCCUGCCAGAGAUCGAGCGCGCGUUCGUCCACCUCGACUACGAGUUCACCCACCGGCCCGAGCACGCCUUGUCCCACGAGAAAUAG
This is a messenger RNA of Miscanthus lutarioriparius, 1200 nucleotides long. The record is from the annotation of a GenBank genome assembly. NCBI's taxonomy places the organism in Eukaryota, Viridiplantae, Streptophyta, Magnoliopsida, Poales, Poaceae.